AAGCAACGACGAACACAAAUAUCCGAAUAAAAAAUUCUGAUUUGCAAAUAGCUCUCGAGUGCUUCUCAUUUUCUCAGAUAUUUAUCUGUCUGUGCUGUCUUUUUGCUGGUCAAGUGACCAUGUCGAUCUCUCUCUAAAUUUCUAGGAACAUGCGCAGCCGCAUGUCUGCCUUGGGCCAACGUCUCACGCGAUAAACCAACUUUCUCUUUCACACACACCUCGUUCAAUCAUCUAGUCGCCCAUCAUUGCGUCGUUUGCAGCUGACAGAUUUCUCUUUCUUGACGCGCUUGUCUGCGACUAUAACUAUCUGCGCCAGCGACCUCUGUCCGGGCUGAUACCGGCUCCGGCCCUUCCGCCUUUCGCUAUAAGAGCGGUCGAAAUGCCCUCUGCUUCUGCCGACGACGUCCCGGCAACUCCCCGAGUCAUAUCUCCUUCGCCUGUACCGUCGAGUGAGUCAAGCUCGCGAGAUGAUUAUGCCGGCCCGAGGACUCGAUCGGCAGCGCGACGCCAACGUCUGGUAGAUGUAUCCGAGGAGACAAGCGAAGACAUGGAUACGGACUCGAGUCGGUCGCCGACCAGGUCUCGCAGUCGCAGUCCAGUAGCUCCUGCUCGUUCAACUCGCACGCGGCGAUCCAAUCCAAUGAUACCGGCCAGGAAACCGGAGUCUUUGAAGACCAACGGCCGCAUAUCGCCCACCGACUUCCUUUCGCCUAAUUCCGCCCUGGGCAAAGGCCGCGCACACGACAUCUCUCGUUCACCCUCACCUCUGGGCUUGAUCCCCUCCAUACUCAUACCGCGCAAGCUCCUCCAUGGGUCCAUCGGCUUUCUUACCCUUUAUCUGUAUAGCCGAGGCGUCCAGACUCUCCAAAUCACCCCAUGGCUGCUCUCCGCUCUCGUCCCCAUCGCCGCGACAGACAUUAUCCGCCAUCGCUCCGAGACUUUCAAUAAAUUCUACAUUCGCUGCGUGGGGGCGCUCAUGCGUGAGACAGAAGUGUCGGGCUACAACGGGGUGAUCUGGUACCUGCUGGGCGCAUACUCCGUUCUGCGUUUCUUCCCAAAGGACGUUGCGGUCAUGGGCGUCCUGCUCCUUAGCUGGUGCGACACCGCAGCCUCCACCUUCGGCCGUCUCUACGGCCGGCGCACGUUCCAACUGCGCAAGGGCAAGAGCUUUGCUGGAACUCUGGCCGCCUGGGUCGUCGGCGUCGUCACCGCCGCUGCCUUCUGGGGCUGGUUCGUCCCCCACGUCGGGACCUUUCCAAACGAUCCCGAGGGCUCGUUUAUGUUCACCGGCCGUCUGAACCUCCUCCCGGAUCCUAUCAGAGGUCUCCUCGGUUGGACCGCCGAUUCCGAUUCCUCGCGCGGAGUCAUCACCGGCCCGCUGGCACUGGGUGUCAUGAGUGCUGUUUCCGGUAUUAUCGCCGCCGGAAGCGAGUUCAUCGACUUGUUCAGCUGGGACGAUAACUUCACUAUCCCAGUUCUUAGUGGAAUUGGGCUGUGGGGAUUCCUGAAAGUUUUCGGUUAACUUACUCGCUCUUUCUAUUCGACCUUGAUAGACAUAUACCUCUUUUCUGGUAAUGCCGAGGUCUGGCCUGUCAAUUUCUUCUGAUGCCCUUAUUCACUGUUCUCCUGUAGCUCAUAUUUAUACCACUCUAUACAUCGGUCCGUUACUUUUCCUUGACAGGUCUACAAGGAUAGACACCAUGGAUUCCCUAGAGACUGGGAUGGUCAUGUACGAUGGUACAUCCGCGAUCGUUGUUUUAGACCCACCGUCGAUGGGCGCUUCCACUGUUGCUUGCUUGAAGAUACUCUCCAAUGUUAUUAUGAUUUUUUUCAUCGUCACAAUCAGUGCGACAUGUGUUAUGAAGGGAUAUGUACUUAAAUUAUAGAGCCAAAUGAGCAAAGCCCAACCCCAAAUGACACG
Messenger RNA from Aspergillus novofumigatus IBT 16806, 1921 nucleotides. Its product is annotated as diacylglycerol/polyprenol kinase family protein. The record is from RefSeq and is a predicted model, not a curated record. Gene Ontology annotation, molecular function: ATP-dependent diacylglycerol kinase activity. Gene Ontology annotation, cellular component: endoplasmic reticulum membrane. The transcript has 2 exons. Bases 380 to 1522 code for a protein of 380 amino acids. Gene Ontology annotation, biological process: phosphatidic acid biosynthetic process. NCBI's taxonomy places the organism in Eukaryota, Fungi, Ascomycota, Eurotiomycetes, Eurotiales, Aspergillaceae.